Molecule: messenger RNA, 354 nt
Organism: Papaver somniferum (opium poppy)
Lineage: Eukaryota; Viridiplantae; Streptophyta; Magnoliopsida; Ranunculales; Papaveraceae
Product: glycine-rich protein A3-like
Exons: 2
Coding region: 1-354 (117 amino acids)
Source: RefSeq, a predicted model, not a curated record
AUGGGAGGUGGAAAAAACCAGCAUGACUCAAGUGACAAGACUCAUGGAUCCGCUGGAGCUGCACAUGGAGGGCAUUCAAAUUACCCUCCCGGGCAUCAUCCUCUCCAACAAGGGGAAUACUGCACCAGGUGGUUACCCCUCAACAAGGGUACCCGCCUGCUGGAUACCUGCCCCAACAAGGAUACCCACCAUAAGGAUACCCACAACAAGUAUAUACCCACCUGCUGGAUAUCUGUUCCAUAUCAUGGAGACCAUGGACAUGGUGACAGUGGAGGAAUGGGGGUCAUGAGAGGAAUUCUAGCUGGGGGUGCUGCAGCAGUGGCUGCUGCCUAUGGUGCCCACCAGUUGUCGUGA